This is a messenger RNA of Macrobrachium nipponense, 5035 nucleotides long. RefSeq lists its product as uncharacterized. The transcript has 10 exons. The coding region runs from base 488 to 4666 and encodes 1392 amino acids. Gene Ontology annotation, biological process: cortical actin cytoskeleton organization; cell migration; regulation of cell shape. Gene Ontology annotation, cellular component: cytosol. Gene Ontology annotation, molecular function: small GTPase binding; actin filament binding. The record is from RefSeq and is a predicted model, not a curated record. NCBI's taxonomy places the organism in Eukaryota, Metazoa, Arthropoda, Malacostraca, Decapoda, Palaemonidae.
CUGCGAGCGACAGUUGCUUGUUGGCUAGUGUGUCGCACGGUUCGGUAAUCAAGAUUAUGAGGUUUGAUUCGGUGCGUGAGUGAAACUACUGUGUUAUAAGUAAACAAAACAUUUUUGAUGAGAAUAACUAAAAAUCCAUUUGUUUCUAUUCGAUAUGAUAUUGAUUGAAAUUGCUAAUAGUGCUGUGCCGUUAUUUAAACGAAUUCAAAGCCAUAAGAAAAACCUUCAUAACAUUGGAAAAAUUCUUGACUAUGAAAAACGUCAAGUCAGUAAGUGAAAGUAAAGGGAGUUUUGGUGCAUAAUUAUACACUUCCUGCGGAGUGAACGAAGUCAAAAGACAGAAAUAGAUACACGUUAAAACAAACCAGCUGGCACGAUAAAAAAAAGAGAAGAAGAAGAAAACGCGGGCCGCUCCCUCAAGCGUUAUUCCGCAGCGUGUCGGAAGAAAAAUUGAAAAACGCACAGAUGGACCGCUCCACUUCUUGUGAUGGGCCAAACCGCCUUGCACAGUGUUUACACGCAGCCGCGCGUCCACUUCGUCGUUUGGCUCGGCAGACAAUACUUGUUGGAAACGUGGAACAAACUGGAGACGGGACAGUUUUGUUCCUGCUCAUGCCCUUGCGAGAGGUCCUCCCGGCCUCCCUCGAGCCUCUCGACGAGCGCCCCGAGCACGCCCAAGGAUCAGCGCCGAGCCGAGUCUCCUUCUGCGCCUUAUACGAGGUACGGCGACGAGCCUCACAUCUACAACUGCCCUCAUCACGGGACGCAACAGCCGAUUGUCUGCUUCUUUUGUGUGGAGGAUGAGGUGGAGAUGCGAGUCUCGGAGGACGAGGGCCAAGUGGACCCCGAGGACGCCACCCUGCCCGCCCCCCACCACAGGCCGCCCAUCUACAACCCGGAGGAUUACGCUCACUCCCUGGCCAAGUACGCCCGCAUGCCCAACCUGUACACGCCAGAUAUACCGAAAGAAAAGAAGAGCAGAGGGAGGGAGAAAGAAAAGAGCGUCAGCCGAGUCGAAGUCCCUCAGGAGAUGUCCCUCAAGCAGUUCAGUUCCCUGGCUGAACUCCUCAGGAAGUUGAGAGAAGACCUCAAGAUGUCAUAUCUCAGCUUUGUGAAAGAGUUUGUGAGAGACCCCAACGAUGGAGUGACGCUGCUUCUAGAUGUCCUCAAGAUGAUCCAGUUGUCUCAGACAGAUCUCACUGGAUCUGCAAACACAAGAGAACAGCAGAUUGCACUGAGAAGAGCACUGAUUGACGAACACGAGUCACUAUCCUGCCUUCGGUACUGUUUGCGCUCCACAGACUCGGCACUCAAACUCGCUCAUUACCACCACGGGCUGUACACACUUGCCGUGGCUACCAUGAGUAACUUGGCAAGAAGCAGGACGCUCUCACUGCAGUUGUUGACACGAGCAUGUCUAGCAUCAAGUACCGGACACCGCCAGGUCAUGGAAGCACUUGCAACUUUACGCCUCCGUUUUGCAGAGCCAGUCAAAUGUAAAUUUCUGGUCGCCAUGAUGAUGUCUCACCCACAUCCAAGCUUCCAAGUGUGGAGUCUGAGGUUCAUCAACGCCCUUAUGUCUUCGACUGUCAGUUUAAGGGAAAAGGUCUAUUUACAAGAGGAAAUGGCUGAGGCUGGUUUUGAUGCUCAAGCACUUAGAAAGAUCAUUGAACGUAGCGGUUCGGAUCAUCUUCAGCAACAAGCACUGACUGAGCUUGAUCGUUGGUUGUCAAGUUAUGUUGACAUAACAAAAUAUGAGAAUGAGAUGAGUGGGCUGAGAAACUCGAACAGUACUCUUCAGGAAGAGCUCAAGAAAUUAAGGGAGGCUAACAUGAAACUCCUUGAAGAAAAUGUCCUACUUAAAACUGUAGGCAGUGAAGUUGAAGAAAGAUAUGCUGCUCUUCAGAGGCGACUUGAACAAAAUGGUAUACCUGCUGCUCCAUCUCCAGCUCCAUCAGUUAGUGACUCAGAUCUUUCAUCACUGAACACUUUCAGGAAUGCUACAAUGCAUCGCAAUUCUUUGUCACCAUUGCGGAAUGGGGGAGUGAGGACUGAUGUGAUGGAAACAGACUCUGUCAUUUUUAGCCAAGGGGGAGAAAGAUCUCUUACCCCAAUUUGGAAUGAGAGUCCAAAAUCAUCAUCAUCACACUCAGCUAGUAGCAAGAUGUCAAUAGCUUCAGAUGAAACUGCCAUAUCUUCACGACCUGUGUCAGCAUCUAGCUCGUCAGACUUGACACCUAUGAACAGAAGUAGAAACCAGUCUUCGUGUUCAUCAACCCCAGAGCCAAGAAUGUCACCCUUGAGAAGCCUCACAGCUUCCCCAAGUCGAAAUGCAGAUGGAAAAGAAAGUAGGGAAAGAGACAAUUUCUCCAAUAGAGCAAGUCCAUUACAAGAACCAGAGAGAAAGAAGUCUCCAACAGAAGAAAAAUUUAAUGAACACAUGCCUCUCACCCUUACAGACUUGACAUUCCGUAAUGAAAAAUCUCCUUUUCCAGAGGAAGUAAAUGUUACAGAUUGUAGUCGUUCACCACCAGAUGGUAUGGUUUCCCCUCACGAACCAGUUCGCUCCUCAAAACAGAAGAGCCGUCAACGACAAGUGAUUGAAGAGAGUUCCACAUCAGGAAUAGAUUCGGAUGCUCGAAAAUCAGCUAGCCCAGGACCAAAAGAUAGCAAAGGAAAUGGUAAAUCUUCCUCAUCAUCGCACACCCCAUCCCCUAGAUCUAAAUCACCUUCCUCUGGAAAGAGGAGGGCUCCUAAACCUCCCUCUGGCUCAGCCAGCCCAUUCUCAUCUUCAACAUCCUCCCUGUCUUCCUCAUCCUCCACCUCCUCCAAUUCAGGAGGAGAACGGAAGGAUCCGGAAUAUAUGAAUGUUCCAUUCCAUGACUCAUCGCAGAGCAAAGGCCGAAGUAGGUCACCUAGUGAUAAACCUCGCAGUGGCAGUGACGAGGGUGAUCUGGACUAUGAACGUGAUGUUGUGGUUUAUGAAGCAAUAACAAUUGCUAAUGAUAGAAUUUUCAUAGAUAAAAACAACACUCAGGGCUCCCAUGGCUCCAGUAAGAGUCAGAGUUCAGUUGAGACGAGAGGCAGCCUAGAGUCGAGGGAAAAUGAGGAUCCAAAUAUAGAUGGCCCAAAUGUUCGUGAGUCUGUGAGGCAUUAUGAAAAUUUAGUCAUGAUGACUGACCCAGUAGAAGGAACUAAAUCAGAGGGGAAAAAAGGAUCAGACAGAAAUGACUUACAGAAAAAAGAAGACAAAAUUGAUAAAAAGGAAGGACGCGGAGAACUAAAAGAUAGGGAAGGCAGUAAAUCAGGGAAGAGAGAUGUCAGCGAGAGAGAAGUAGAAGCAGUUAUGACUGGACUUGAAAGUGUCUUGAGAAGUGCCGAGUCAUCGUUAAGUCUUGCCUCACAGGAAACUGUCAAAGAAAAUCCUUUAUUAAAGGAUUCUUUUGAAGAUCGUGCUAGUCCAGAAAAUACCUUAACUGAAGAGUUGGAGAUAGUACCAACUCGUGUACCCCACUUACCAUCUAGGUCUCGUUCUAGAAACUCCAUUGUAGGGAAUGGAAGUCAGAUAGACCCAGUUCUUUAUUUGGAAUUUGAGUCACCUGCAGAAACUAGUGAUACCGAAACACUUUUAAGAAGUAAUCAGCCUCUGCCAAGCCCUCGAACAAUAGAAACUGAAUCAACAACUUCAUUUGGGUAUGUCAGACCAGAGAAAUCUCUGCGACGGCAUGAGACCUUCAUGGACCGCAGUAGUAGUGAACGAGAGGGUAAAGAAGAGCGUAAAAGAGGAAUCAAGAGAAGUGAAAGCUUUCAGAUGGGAAACAAAGCAGAUUAUAACAGUCACCGGUCUUAUUCACCCAGACGAAGAGGUUCCAUGGAUCUAUUAGUGCCGCUUGAAGAGAAAGAAAUUCACAUUAGUGGCAGAACAUUCACCAAGUACACACCUCAUGAAGUUGAAAGGAGAAACCGUGUUAAUGAACUCAUUACAGCUGAAAUGAACCGUCGUAAAAAUCGCAGCAUGGAGGACCACCUUGAUCAGUGGUUUGAGAAUCAAGGGAAUGAAAAAGAUUGGACCUUGAAGUGGAAAUACCCUGAAAUAGCUCGCGACAGAGAAGAUAAACAACUUCGCCAAAAGAGUAACCGAAGACAGGAGAGCAAGUCCCCUAGUCAUGCAGAAAAUAAUAGGAAGUCCUCAAAGUCCAAGAGCAAUGAGAAUUCAUCACCUUCAAAAGUUACUGACAAUAAAAAUGUAAAUUCGAAAUAUUCCUCAGCCGAGACGUCAGGACCCAUUUCAAAAUCCUCACGAUCUGCAAAGCAACUUAAGUUCUCCACCUCUGAAAUCAUAGCUUUUAAUGGAUUCAAGAACCCUACUGGUUUUCGAGAGAGUGACUACGGCCCAAACUUUAUGCUGAAUAAGCCAUCUUCAAGACUGCCUGAUUUUUCAGACUAUGGAGGACGUGAUUAUCCCCCACCAUCUCGCAAUCGUACUGCAAGAGAAAACUGGGGAGGAAACGGAAGAGAAAAAAUUUUAGCUGGAAGAAGAAAAGGGGAGAUUGAUCCAGACAUUCCCACUCCAGACUACUCGGCGACUCCUGCUGGGACAAUGACCAAUGCCAUAAAGCCUUCCCCAUCAAAGCACAUACUGGAUAUGCCAUCAGGACUCUAUUAAAAUUGUCUGGAAACUGUACAGCUUUUGACAUUAUUGUUGUAAAUAAUUGUACUUGUUUCUUGUGUUCUUUGAAAUAAAUGUGUACUGAACUGUAUUAAGGACCAAGACUCAUAAUUGCUAAACAUACUUGUGUUUUUUUUUUUUUAGCGUAUAUGAGAAGUGUGUUAAUAUUAAGUAACUUGUGUACUAAUGAAUAAGUGCAAUACUCAGUUAAUUGUAAAUAUAAUGUCUUGUAUAUAUAUAUAUGAGUAAAUAUAUACAUAAUUUGACCUUGUUAUGUAAACUUUAGGAGUUUAAUAGUGUUAAAAAUAUGGGAAUUUUAUUCAGUAUAUGAAUAUACAGUCUGUUAAUAUAUUUAUGUAAAGAUUA